UAUAAUAAUAAUGAGUUGGAUGAAAAGGAAGCAUGGUAUUUUAAAGUAUUGAAAUCCAAAAGUGUCAGUUGCAACUUGCAACGAGUUUCAGUUUUUGGUUAGUUAGCAACAAAGUUUCAGUUUGACAAAACUAACAUUGAACAAGAGUAACCAAAAUCAGCAAAUAAUGAAAAAUCAUAUUCCAAAAAUGACAUUGGAUUGGUUGUCCCUAGAAAACAAAUACUAACCAGCUAUUUAUGCGUGAAAAUUUGUGUGGAUUUAAAUUGUGAAAAAUAGAAUCUCAUUUCUGCAUUGAUCUUAGACACCAAUUUAUUUCUUCCUCUUAUAUUUUCCUAAUCACAUUCCCUCGAGGGUUUUACUCAUCAAAAACUCUGGGGAAUGCCAGUUUCCUUCGUCGAAUAAAUCAAGAUAUGAGUAUACAUUUUGGGGGAAUGAACAAAAUGAUCACAAGCUUGUUUCUUUAUUCCUUGUUGGUGCAUGCAACGGUUGCCCAACAAGUUCCACUUCCAAAACCACCUUUGAGAAAGUGGACAACCUUAAGCGGGAAUGAACCUCUUGUAGUAUCCCGCGGAGGGUUCUCGGGUCUGUUCCCAGAAGGCACACCAAAUGCAUUGGCAUUUGCUAAGGACACCACCAUCUUGUGCAAUCUUCAACUGACGAAAGAUGGUGGUGCCUUUUGUGUCACCGGCACCACGCUUGACAAAUCAACAAAUAUAAAUGUUUUCGAUCCGAAUAAGACAAGAACCUACAAUAUCAAUGGCAAGAAUGUGGAAGGAUACUUUGCUGUCGAUUACACUGCAAAAGAUAUUGACCAGAAUGUGUUUAUGGUUCAGUCCAUUUAUACUAGACCUGAUUUUUAUGACCAAUCCCUCCCAGUUCUUAAUGUUGAUGCUGUCCUAGGCGACCAGUCCCCACCCAAGUUUUGGUUGAAUGCUCAGUAUGAAGCAUUUUACACUCAGAAAGGUGUGAAGUUUGUGGAUAGGGUUGUUGAAUUGGUGACCCAGUAUCAGAUAAACUAUGUUUCUUCUCCAGAGAUUGGUUUCUUAAAGAGCAUCAACGGGAAAGUGAGCAAGACAACUAAGAUCAUAUUUCAGCUUCUGGGUGCAAAUGAGGUUGAACCCACAACAAAGCAGCCAUAUGGUACCAUUGUGAAGGAUCUUUUGGCAAUUAAGUCAUAUGCCUCAGCCAUAAUGGUUCCAAAGGAGUACAUAUGGCCGGUUAAGCCAGACAAUUAUCUUGGGCUUCCCACAACACUUGUAUCUGAUGCACAUAAAUUAGGACUAGAAGUAUAUGCUUCUGGUUUUGCUAAUGACUUCACCUUAAGUUAUAAUUACAGUUACGAUCCUACUGCUGAGUACAUGCAAUUCACAGACAAGGGGGAUUCUGUUGAUGGUGUUGUCACUGAUUUCCCAACAACAGCAUCGAAUGCCAUCGCAUGCUUUGCAAAUAACCAAAGCUUGCCCAAAAAAGGACCAACUCUGAUCAUAAGCAACAACGGAGCAAGCAGUGUUUAUCCAGGCAGCACUGAUCUAGCAUAUCAACAAGCAAUAGAUGACGGUUCUGACAUUAUAGAUUGCUCGGUUCAAAUGUCAAAAGAUGGAACAGCCUUCUGCUCCGGUGCUGCAGACCUGAUACAAGAAACAACUGCAGUGACAAAGUUUAUGCCUCGAACUUCCACCGUCCCAGAAGUUCAAGCAAAAAGUGGAAUUUUCUCCUUUGACCUUACAUGGAGCGAGAUUCAGACCUUGAAACCUCAAAUCUAUAAUGCUGAAGGCCCAGAUUUCCCAAGAAACCCAGCAGCGAAGAACAGUGGUAAAUUUGUCACCCUGGCUGAAUUUUUGGAAUUGGCCAAGACAAAGGCAGUUCCUGGCAUUUUGAUAAACAUACAGAACGCCGCCUACCUUGCAUCAAAUAGAAGCCUCGACAUUGUGGGAACGGUCAGCAGUGCUUUGAGUAACGCUAGCUUUGAUAAGGAAUCCACAAAGCAAGUGUUGAUCCAAUCAGAUGACAGCCAAGUGUUAACCAAGUUUAAGGAUAUCCCAUCCUACAAAAGAGUGUUGUUAGUUGAUGACAGAAUAGGUGACAUUCCAAGGCCAACAGCCGAUGAAAUUAAGAAGUACGCUGAUGCGAAAGAUGCAAACCUCACAGUAUUCGUUCAUAAUCUCAAAAACGAAUUCAUAACCUUGGCAUUUGACUUCUGGUCUGAUCCUAAUAUAGCCAUGGCUACUUUUAUCCAAAAUGCUAAGGUCGAUGGCAUUGUGACCGAUUUUCCUGCCACUGCAAGUAGAUAUAUGAGAAGCCCAUGUAGCGAUCCAAACCAUGUGCCUACCAUCUUACCAGCUCAACCUGGUGACCUGAUGAGCACUGUUGAUCCUCAGACUCUACCACCAGCAGAAUCACCACUUCCACCUCUUGAGGUUGACAACGUUGUCGAUCCACCGCUUCCUGCGGUCUCUAAUUCUAAAGAUGAACCAAGUGCUCAUCCUCCACCCACCAAACCUGCAUCCUCUUCAAGUUUCCGGGCAAAUAAGGUCAACAUUGGUCUCUCCCUGGUGGUAUACCUGGUGUUUGCUCUUCUCUUCACUGGCCAUUAAUGCAAAAUUCUAACUGAGAUGAACAUUUUGGUCUUCAUUUUUAUUCCAACAUCAUGUGUGCCAUCUCAAACUGUACUAUAUAUAGAAUGCCUAUGAUAUUAGUUCGGUUAAUCAGCUUAUACAUACUCGCCAUUUCCUUAACUUCGUUAACCAAUAUAUAUCCGCAUAUAGAUGUUUCAAAAGGUAAUCUCCCAAUUAUAUUUGGCAAAUUUUAAACAGAAUCACGCAUAUAUUAUAUAUACAUAUACCAUCAAUCGUAAAUCAAGGAAUCGAGCUGUCAUACUAAUAUUAAACUGACUAACUUACAUUGAACCACAAGAUCAAAUAUCUUUGAAUUGAAAGAAUAAUUAUCACUCUAAGUCUUAGGACUUAUGCAAAACCAAAAGUUACAUAUUCAUGUCUACACUAUACAGCAACAAUAUACUUCGCGUAGCAAGCAGCAACCACUUGGGGAAGAUUCAAUGCAAGCAAUCUUCUGGUACAUUGUAAUCUUUCAAUUGGCCAAUCCUCUUCCAGAUCCCUUAAUACAUUGCAGGCAUGGUCUUGAGUUGCUGCCUUCAAGAACUAUAAGUCAUUGAACAUUUCCAGUAGCUGCCAACUUCUCUGCAAUGACAUAACAUUUUAGUGAGAACCAACAAACCUACCUAAAAUGAACGUUAUGAUGAAAAAGAAGCCAUUCCAAAAUUAAACUAGUUUCAGACAAUUAGCUCAACCAAGCUCAUGAAGCUAAACUAUAAGUCUAUAACUACUUUAAUAAAAUCUGAGGAUUAGUAAAUUAUAGUUUCAGUUUGAGGGUUGCGUUCGGUGAUAAACAUAAUAGGAUUGAAUCUAUUAAGACAAUGUUAGAUAGAUGAUGUAUGGAAUGAAAAAGGGGAAGUUCAUGAAGUCAACCGAAAACGCCCUUCCCAUUUCUCAUUCCAUACACCUCUACCAAACAUAGUACUCACAACAUGCCGCCAAAAUACAGAGAGAAUAGGGUUAGGGUUAGGGUUCCAGUGGAGGCUCAGAUUUGGUAUCAGAAAGGGACCGGCCAUCGAAAAGCAAGGCCGCCGUGGAUGGCUGCAAUAGAAUUGCCCCGCCACCGGCGAGCAUUGCUUGACGGCGACCGGUCCUUCGAUUCCACACUCUGCAACCAUCGUCACAGCCUCAUUGGGAUCAGAGAGAAAGAGAGAGAACGAAAGAUAAGAAAAGAUCCAAAGAAAGCAAAAGGCUUAUGCUAAAUCGAAACUGCGUCUGUGCGAGAGAGAAAGAGAGA
Molecule: messenger RNA, 3849 nt
Organism: Arachis ipaensis
Lineage: Eukaryota; Viridiplantae; Streptophyta; Magnoliopsida; Fabales; Fabaceae
Source: RefSeq, a predicted model, not a curated record